UCGUCAUUCAAACAUGCCGCAGUGCUGUGUUCCCCGUUGUAACAACAGAUCUGAGUCUAAGACAUUGAUACCACUGUCAUUCUUCCGCUUUCCUUGCGACGAGAAAGAGAAGAGGAAAUGGCUGCAGUUGAUAAGGCGUGAAAACUUUACUCCAAACUGCAACUCUAGGUUGUGCAGUUGGCAUUUCCCGGAUGGCAAAGCAGCUGGGCCAUCACGUUUUGCAUGGAAUGAAGGGAAGACUUUCCAGUUCCCUGACCCCCUCAGCCAUACCGCUAAACGGAGAAAAGAAAUGGUUGCUACCAGUGGGGAAGAUGAAACAACAGUUCAACAAACACCUGAACAGACCCCUGAACAGACCCCUAGUACUUCCAAAAGUCUUGUGGUUCUGGAGAUCGAGAAUGACAUGCUGAGAAGAGAGAAUGAGAAAUUGAGAAAACAAUUGGACAAACAAAAACAAACUUUCUCCUUCAGCCAAAUUUCCUCCAAUCCUGACAGAGUCCAGUAUUUCACCGGAUUGCCCGAUGCUGCCACCGUUUUGUUUUUGGAAGCACUUCUUUCUAAAUUUGAGCUACAGUAUCAUUCUGAUUGGACAGUCCAAAUUAUGCCCCUAAUAGAUCAGCUACUCCUCACAUUAAUGAAACUCAAACUUAAUUGCGGCCACAUAGACCUUGCGACAAGGUUUAAUUGUAGCACAGCCACAGUAACAAACAUCUUUACUACCAUCGUUAGUGCGCUGUAUGACAUUUUGUAUGUUGGUAUGCUUGAGAACAACAUCCCCUCAACAGCCAAGAACCAAACAUCACUGCCAGACUGCUUCCGGCCCUUCCCCAACUGUCGGAUAGUGCUUGACUGCACUGAGGUUGCAGUUUCUAACACGGAGAGCCUGGAAACACAGAGCCAUUUGUACAGCCAGUACAAAGGACGGACCACUCUGAAGGCUCUAAUUGGUGUAGCUCCCAAUGGAGUAAUAACCUUCACCAGUGACCUGUACGGAGGGAGUGCCUCAGACAAGGCCAUAACAGCUGACUGUGGACUUCUCCAGCAUCUUAAACCAGGUGAUAUGGUCAUGGCGGACAAGGGCUUCACCAUACGGGACAUUUUGCCAGAAGGAGUUCUGCUGAACAUUCCGUCUUUCCUCAUCAAUGGGCAGUUCACACAGGAGGAAGUGAACAAUAACAGGUUAAUCUCCCGUGCAAGGAUACAUGUGGAGCGUUCUAUUCAAAGGCUGAAAUUGUACAACAUUUUGCACCACAUCCCACACCAGUUCAGGAAAAACAUCAACAAAAUACUGAAAGUAUGUGUGUGUCUAACAAAUUUGCAAACACCCAUUCUGCGUGAAAUUGAAUGAAUGAUUGUCAGUGUGUUAAAUGUGGAGGACUGUUUCCCAGUGGCCAUUAGAUUUGUUACAUGUAUAUAAUGGCAUGAUUUGAAUAGUUUGACAUGAAAUAAGACCCAUUGAGAAAAAUGUAUAUUCUUGUAAAGUGAAAAAAAAUUCUUCUUGUUCUUUUAACUGUUUGUUUGCAGAAAAUUUCAAUCAAAAAUGUAAAUAGACUGUAUGACAGGGAUUUGUUACAUGUAUAUAAGGGCAUGAUUUGAAUAGUUUGACAUGAAAUAAGACCCAUUGUGAUAAAUGUAUAUUCUUGUAAACUGAUUUUCAUGAGUGAUUUGAUUUGAGGAAAACUUGAAUUAAAAAAGUAAUAC
This is a messenger RNA of Cololabis saira (Pacific saury), 1701 nucleotides long. RefSeq lists its product as uncharacterized. Lineage: Eukaryota; Metazoa; Chordata; Actinopteri; Beloniformes; Belonidae. The record is from RefSeq and is a predicted model, not a curated record. Bases 14 to 1348 code for a protein of 444 amino acids. The transcript has 2 exons.